UGAACAGCAAAUGCGAUUGAUCAGUUUCAAUGUAACAAUCAAGUUUUAAAUUAACCGUAGUUGGAAAAAGAGGAAGUAAAGAAGGUGAAAACUGUACCUCAAGAGAAGAUACUCUCCACUUAAAGCAAGACGAAAUUAUCUACUUUUGGAUGUGUUUUGUUAUUUAUUACAUUCAUGGAGAAAAGUUUAUGGUCAAAGAGAGAGAUUCCGAAAAUAAAUCUAAUACAGCUUGGAACAAUAUAUGAAGUAACCGACACAUCAGAAAUUUUUAGAAUCAUAAUUGAGCCACCAUGCAAUGCUACUUUUGUAAUAUGGAUUGUCACAUCUUAUGCGGGUGAGUCUUCAGCAAGGAGUGCUUUACGACGAGCUUAUACAGAUGAAGAGUUGCAGGCUUUAGGAAUCAGAAGAGUAUUUUUACUCGGUACAUUAAAUGAUUAUGCCGAAAGGAAGACACAUAUGCUGCAAAAUGCAUUGUUGGAUGAGUCACAGCGAUUCAAUGACUUGCUUCAGGGAGAUUUUUUAGACACUUAUAGAAAUUUAACUCGCAAGCACCUGAUGGGCCUUCAGUGGGCAGCAAAUAAUUGCAAAGAUGUUAAAUAUAUUAUGAAAAUGGACGAUGAUAUUAUUGUAAAUAUAUAUGGCAUAUUAGAGAAAUUACACUCAGGUAUGAUAGAAAAGAAUUCUUUGACUGGUUAUAUUAUGAAGAAUAUGAUUCCUGUUCGAGAACCAGCCAACAAAUGGUAUGUGAGUAAAGCGGAAUAUGCGGAUAAUAUUUAUCCUGACUUUGUCUCUGGCUGGCUGUACAUCACGCAUCCGCAAAUAGCAAGUCGAUUGAUUAAUUACGCCUUGUCUUCCCAUGAUUACUUUUGGAUAGACGAUGUGUUUGUCACUGGUAUCCUCAGACAAGCUCUAAACAUAAACAUUCAAAAUAUCAGUGAGUUAUAUACGACAGAUUAUAGAUAUUUGGAAUGUUGUAUAAAGGGAAAAGCAAAUCUACUGAAAUGCGAAUUCUUGGCUGGUCCUAAUGGCGGCGAUACAGAGUUGCAAGUGAAAUUCAAGGAAUUUGCAAAAUUUUGCCAUGCAAAUUGUUCUAUUCGCAAGGAAAGUAAUCUUGUUGGCAAGACCUGCGUGAUGGCGCACAAGGAGCCAAAAUUAUAUAAAGGUGCUGUGCAAAUAAAUCCAGUCAGAAUUUUAUAAAUAAUGGAGGAAAGGGUAGGUAGAAUGAGAUUAA
Molecule: messenger RNA, 1231 nt
Organism: Trachymyrmex cornetzi
Lineage: Eukaryota; Metazoa; Arthropoda; Insecta; Hymenoptera; Formicidae
Product: beta-1,3-galactosyltransferase 5
Exons: 3
Coding region: 175-1197 (340 amino acids)
Biological process (GO): protein O-linked glycosylation
Cellular component (GO): Golgi membrane
Molecular function (GO): hexosyltransferase activity
Source: RefSeq, a predicted model, not a curated record